Molecule: messenger RNA, 2735 nt
Organism: Protobothrops mucrosquamatus (brown spotted pit viper)
Lineage: Eukaryota; Metazoa; Chordata; Lepidosauria; Squamata; Viperidae
Product: zinc finger protein 208
Exons: 4
Coding region: 71-2590 (839 amino acids)
Source: RefSeq, a predicted model, not a curated record
GAAAUACAGAUCACAUACAUCCCUAAAAGUUGGUAAGGAUUUCAGUCUGAGCAAAGACGUGAAAGUGUGCAUGAAGUCUGGAAAGAGCUUCAGCAUCAACAGUAUUUUUAAUCACCAUCAGAGGAUCCACAAAGGGGAGAGAACAUAUAAAUGCAUGGAGUAUGGAAAAAGCUUUUGUCAGGAUAGAACACUUACUCAUCACCAAAAGAUCCACACAGGUGAAAGACCAUAUAAAUGCCUGGAGUGUGGAAAGGGAUUUACUAGGAAAGGACAUCUUACUUGUCAUGAAAGGAUCCACACAGGAGAAAAACCUUAUAAAUGUACUGAGUGUGGAAAAGCCUUCAGAACAAAUGGUCAUCUAAUUCGUCAUCACAGGACCCACACAGGGGAGAAAAUGUAUAGUUGCAGGGAAUGUGGAAAGAGAUUCAUUGAGAAUAGAGAUCUCAUUACCCAUCAAAGGAUCCACACUGGUGAGAGUCUGUAUAAAUGCCCGGAGUGUGGAAAGAGCUUUACUCAGAAAGGACAGCUUAAUUCUCAUCAAUGGGUUCACACAGGGGAGAAACCUUAUAAAUGCCCAGAGUGUGGAAAGGGCUUCAGUACAAACUGUAAUCUGGCUCGACACCAAAAGAUCCACACAGGGGAAAGACCAUAUAAGUGCUUGGAGUGUGGAAAGCGCUUUCUUGACAACAAAGAUCUUACUCGCCACCAAAGGAUCCACACGGGGGAUAAACCGUAUAAAUGCCUGGACUGUGGAAAGAGCUUUGCCCAGAAAGGACAACUUAAUUCUCAUAGAAGAAUCCAUACUGGUGAGAGACCAUAUAAAUGUAUGGAAUGUGGAAAGCAGUUCAGUCAGAAAGGAAAUCUUACUGAUCAUGAAAGAAUCCACACCGGGGAGAAACCAUAUAAAUGUACCGAGUGUGAAAAGAGCUUUGCAAAGAAAGGACAGCUUAAUUCUCAUAAAAGGAUCCACACAGGGGAGAGACCACAUAAAUGCAUGGAGUGUGGAAAGAGCUAUUUCGAUCAGAGAGACCUUACACGCCACCAAAGGAUUCACACAGGUGAAAAAUUAUAUAAAUGCAUACAGUGUGGAAAGAGCUUCUGUUUCUGGAGUACUCUUGAUUUACAUGAAAGGAUCCACAGAGUGGAGAAAAAACAUAGCUGCACAGAGUGUGGAAAGCAAUUCUUUAACAAGGGUGCCCUUACUGUUCAUCAAAAGAGCCACACAGGGGAGAGACCGUAUAACUGCCUGGAGUGUGGCAAGAGCUUUAUUUCAAAAGGAAAUCUGAAUUCUCAUAACAGAAUCCACACCGGGGAGAGACCGUUUAAAUGCACGGAGUGUGGAAAGCAGUUCACUCAGAAAGGAUAUCUUACAGAUCAUGAAAGGGUUCACACAGGAGUGAAACCAUAUAAAUGCACAGAGUGCGGAAAGAGUUUCCGUUUCAGGGGUAAUCUGAAUCGCCAUGAGAAGAUCCACAGAGGGGAAAAACAACAUAGUUGCAUGGAGUGUGGAAAAGGAUUCUAUGAGAGGAAAGACCUGACUGUCCAUCAAAGGAUUCACACUGGGGAGAGACCGUAUAAAUGCUUGGAGUGUGGAAAGGCCUUUGCUUUAAUGGGAACACUUAAUUGUCAUAAAAGGAUUCACACAAGUGAGAAAUUACAUACCUGCAGCGAGUGUGGCAAGAGAUUCUUUCAGAAAAGAGAACUUACCAUCCAUCAAAGGAACCACACAGGGGAGAGACCUUAUAAAUGCCUGGAGUGUGGCAAGAGCUUUAUUUCAAAAGGAAAUCUUACUUCUCAUAAAAGAAUCCACACAGGGGAGAGACCAUAUAAAUGCAUGGAGUGUGGAAAGCAGUUCACUCAGAAAGGAUAUCUUACAGAUCAUGAAAGGGUUCACAUAGGAGUGAAACCAUAUAAAUGCACAGAGUGUGGAAAGAGCUUCCGUUUCAGUCGUAAUCUGAAUCGCCAUGAGAAGAUCCACAGAGGGGAGAAAGAGCAUAGUUGCAUGGAGUGUGGAAAAGAAUUAUGUGAGAGGAAAGAUCAUACUAUCUAUCAAAGGAUCCAUACAAGGAAGAAACUAUAUAGUUGCGAGGAAUGUGGAAAGGCCUUUGCUUUAAUAGGAACACUUAAUUUUCAUAAAAGGAUUCACACAGGUGAGAAACUACUUAAUUGCAUAGAGAGUGGCAGGAGCUUCAAUUUCAUGAAUACUCUUGAUGGCCAUGAGACGAUCCACAGAAGGGAGAAAAAACAUAGCUGCAGUGAGUGUGGAAAGAGAUUCUUUCAGAAAAGAGAACUUGCCAUCCAUCAAAGGAACCACACAGGGGAGAGACCAUAUAAAUGCCUGGAGUGUGGAAAAAGCCUUAUUUCAAAAGCAAAUCUUAAUUAUCAUAAGAGAGUCCACACAGGGGAGAGACCAUAUAAAUGCCUGGAGUGUGGAAAGCAGUUCGCUCAGAAAAGGUCUCUUUCUGAUCAUGGAAGGAUUCACACAGGGGUGAAACCAUAUAAAUGCACAGAGUGUGGAAAGUGCUUCCGUUUCAGAAGUAAUCUUAAUCGCCAUGAGAGGAUUCACAGAGGGGAGAAACAGCAUAACUGAAUAGUGUAUGGAAAAGGAUUCCAUGAAAAGAGAGACCUUACUGUGCAUCAAAUAAUACACACAGAGAGCUUCCUAGAAAUGCAUUGUGUGGAAAAAGCUUUCAAAAGUUCUCUUAGUCGCUAUGAGAGGAUGCACAGAGGGGAGA